CCACAAAGAUAAUAGAUCUCGAUAAGAUGCUUGGCGGCUGUUAUACUUCUAGGGUUCUUUACCUACGAUCGGGAGCUCGCUGGCUUGGUAGUUUUGGUUUCGAUUGACGGGAAUUUCGGAUCAUGGCGCGGAAUACAGCAUGCACGAUUUUUAUAGGUAACUUGGAUGAAAAGGUGACUGAAAGGGUCUUAUAUGAAAUCCUUAUUCAAGCUGGUUAUCUAGUUGACCUACAUUUACCGCGGGAUAAAGAAUCUAAUAAUCACAAGGGCUAUGCUUUUGCUGAAUAUGAAACAGAGGAGGUUGCAAACUAUGCCGUUAAGCUUUUCUCUGGUCUUGUUCGACUAUAUAACAAAACUCUUAGAUUUGCGAUGGCAGGACAGGACAAGUCCUCAUCCAACUCUGCUAGUCCUGCUGCAAACAAACCAAAUUCUUCUUCCAUGAGGAGGCCACGCCCUGUAGGUGCAUUUUGUGGGAAUUACUCCGAAGAAUCAUUGCCCUCAUCAAUUAUCCAUAAAGAUGCUGUAGAGAAACAUUCGAUUGAACCUGCAUUCCACCACUCUGCUUCAGGGAAUUUAGUGGCUAAAGAACUCAGUAAUGGAAACUUUGAAUAUAGCAGGCGUGUCAUUGGAUCUAUGAUAAAUGGUGCUGCUCGUGCCGGUGCACAUAACCCGAUAACUUAUACAUCCUACUAGCUUUUGCAGGUUGAUCAUUCCCUUAACCAAGGUUAGUCUUUUGUUGUUUUUUGCUCUUUUGUAGGGGUUUCAGUGUUAUGUUUAUCUAUUUGUACUACCACUCUUCAGUUAGGUAGAAUGAUAAUAUCCUGAAAAAAUCCUGUACCCUUAAUUGCUGUAAUUAUGCCACGACAACAUUACGACAUCUAUGUUGCUCAAUUGCAAAGACACAGUUAAUUUUCUGCCCUUAAUUGGUUGUUAUCUUCCUUUAA
Dendrobium catenatum is the source of this 943-nucleotide messenger RNA. Its product is annotated as protein HSH49. The transcript has 4 exons. Gene Ontology annotation, molecular function: RNA binding. The coding region runs from base 123 to 692 and encodes 189 amino acids. NCBI's taxonomy places the organism in Eukaryota, Viridiplantae, Streptophyta, Magnoliopsida, Asparagales, Orchidaceae. The record is from RefSeq and is a predicted model, not a curated record.